Rhopilema esculentum is the source of this 3290-nucleotide messenger RNA. RefSeq names its product zinc finger RNA-binding protein. NCBI's taxonomy places the organism in Eukaryota, Metazoa, Cnidaria, Scyphozoa, Rhizostomeae, Rhizostomatidae. Gene Ontology annotation, molecular function: single-stranded RNA binding; zinc ion binding; double-stranded RNA binding. Gene Ontology annotation, cellular component: precatalytic spliceosome. The record is from RefSeq and is a predicted model, not a curated record.
AUGCUCUUUCGCUCUUCCCUUUUCACGGCACGGUGAGAGAUGGCAAACUAUGGCUACGGGUUUGGAAGCUCUCAGUCUCAGGGCUAUUCAUCCGUGCAUCCUCAAAGCUCGUUUACUGCACAAGCAUCAAGUGCCUAUGGUAGUAAUUUUGGCGGAACAGGAGCACCUCGUCCCCUAGUUCAGCAAGGCUAUGAUACAGGUCCUGGUUAUGGGUAUGGCUAUGGUCGACAGCAAGACAACCAGAGUUCUGCGAUACCUUCAUCACAUCCAACUACAUUUGGUACAUCAUCAUAUAUGUCAAGAGAUGCCGGACCUUAUGAUGCAUCGAAGUCCAGCUUUGGCUACGCUCCGAGCUCACAAGGUUCAUUCAUGUAUGGUAACCAAGGAAUGAAGCAAACUGGAUCAUAUGGUGGAAGCUCAAUGUAUGGCUCUGGUCAAUAUGGAUCUGGACAGUCUAAGCAAUCAUCCAGUCAAAGUUUCAUGUCCCAAGCUGGUUCAACUAAUCCUGGUUAUGUUGGGUAUGGCUCAGUUCGUUCCCAGGCUGGUGCUUCGGGAGGGUAUAGCACUGCGUCUGUCUCAGCUGGUGGUUAUAGCAAUGUCUCAUCCCAGGCUACAUCAGCAAACAAUGCACAACAAAAACCAAGACAAGUCAUUUCAAAGCCACAGCAACAACAAGGACAGCAGCAACAACCAGGAAACCAAUCUGCUGCUAAUACAUAUGACACAGUCAUUCUCAAUGCAGCCACUUCAUUCCUGAGUCAGCAAGGUCAGCAGCAAAAAGCACCUUGGCAACGACAGCAGAAACCACAGUUUCGUCUUCAGAAUGAAAGAAGACAGGGACCUAGAAAUCCGCAGCAGUUGCAUUACUGUGAAGUCUGCAAAAUAAGUUGUGCUGGACCAAUGACAUACAAAGAGCAUCUCGAAGGUCAAAGACAUAAGAAAAAAGCAGCAUCUCAGGUGACAACGAGCAAAGAGGCUUUGCCAAGUGGGUCAUACAAAUGUGAACUGUGUGAUAUAACUUGUACUGGCUUAGAUGCAUAUGAUGCCCAUCUAAAAGGUGCCAAGCAUAUCAAGACCAUAAAGCUUCAUCAGAAACUAGGGAAACCAAUUCCUGAUUUUAAAACACCCGAGCAAAUUAGUGCAGAGGAAAAGAAGACAGCAAAUGAGGGUCCUAAAAAAGUUAUACAACGCCCAAAAUCAGCAGUGGCUCCUAAAAUUAAUUUUGUUGGUGGGACGUCUCUCACAAGCACUGGGUCUGGAAACAAGGAUGGUGAAAGUUCUGCCACCAAAAUAGAUGCUCCAAUUGAAGAUGAGGAUGCAUCAAUGGAUGCCAUUGAUUCUGGAAAAGAGAUUGUGGGUGAGGAAUACAUUGAAGAUUUAAAGAGUGAUGUUGGCAAAGUCAUUGGGUACAAGUGCACCUUGUGUGACUGUAGGUUUAAUGAUAUGGUGGCAAGAACUGCUCAUGUAAAAGGAAGAAGACACAGGCUGAAUUUCAAGAAAAAAGUUCAGCCAUCACUGAAAGUUGAUAUGAAAGGCAGCAAGUUUCAAAACAGAUUGCAGCGCAGUGGUGGUGGAGGUGAUACCCGUCGAGCAAGGGAACAGGAAGUUAUGUGGCGAGCACGUCAGCAGGAGCAGCUGAGGUGGGAACAAGAACUAAGGAUGAGGGAAGAAGAAUUGCGUAGAUGGGAAGAAGAAGAGUACCUCAGGAAAGUUGAAGAGGAUAGGUAUUGGACCAGACCUGAUCACAGAAAUAUGCAUGAGUUGGAACAUUAUGAGCUUGAACGCAGAGCUAGAUAUUUUGAAUCUCAGGGAGGAAGAGGCGAAGGUCCAAAUCCCUUAACACCUGACGAUAGGCUGAUCAUGGCAAAGCACAACAAGAUUUAUCCAAAUGAAAUUGAACUAAAGCAAGUACAGAAUGUUGUUGGAACAACAGAGAAAGCACUGAAGCUGGUUUCAGACCAGAUUGCUGAUGAAGAUCAGAAGGCAGGACAAGAGGGAGCAGAGGUAGUCGUGAAAAAAGAGGCAGAGGAAAAGGUUAAGGUUAAGAAGGAAGAUGGAGUAGAGCAGGAUGAGAAAUCUGAGUUGUUAAAGCAGGAAGCAAAAACAAUGACAACAAAGUCCGUUCCACGCACUUUAAAAGGCGUUAUGCGUGUUGGUGUACUUGCUAAAGGUCUCCUGUUGCAUGAAAGUCUAGACGUUGAGCUUGUUGUUUUGUGUAAUGAUAAGCCCACACUUACCCUGCUGAGGAGAGUUGCUGCAGCCCUUCCAGAAAAAAUAAAACAAGUUUCAGAUGAAGUCUAUGACAUAGAAGUAGAUGAAAAAGGUGGUUGUAUAACAGUUUCAACACAGUCUGAUCCAAAGUGUAGUGUAGAGAUCAAGCUAACAUCCCCAGUCAUGAGGGAAGAGCCAGGAGAAGAAGGAAAACAGGACAAGAAUGCAACAUCAGCAGAGGGUCAAGUGCUGAAUAAAGAGAAAUGCCUUGAAGCUCUAGCGUCUCUACGCCAUGCUAAGUGGUUCCAGGCACGUGCAAAUGGGGUCCAGUUCUGUGUUAUAAUCAUUCGUAUUAUGAGAGAUCUGUGUAGUAGAGUUCCUGCAUUUCAAGUCCUUGAUGGAUGGGCAAUUGAACUUUUGGUAGAAAAGGCCCUGAGCAGUGGACCAAGCCCUGCUGGUGCAGGAGAGGCAUUCAGGAGGGUGCUUGAAGUUAUCUCAUCCGGAAUAUUCCUCCCAGGCUCGUGUGGCUUACUAGAUCCAUGCGAAAAAGACAAAACCGAUGCAGUCUGUGAUCUUUCAAACCAGGAAAGGGAAGACUUGACUGCUGGAGCUCAGCAUGCACUGAGGCUACACGCUUUUCGGCAGCUGCACACUGUACUUGACAUAGAACCUCUGAAGCCAUCACCACGAGGGCGAGGCUUGGUGCGUCCUAAGAGGAGGCGCGAUGAUAGCAGGGACAGUGCUGGUAAAAUUGCUGGUGCCAAAGUGCAAAGGAAGGAUGAUGAAAAGGGAGAGGUGGCUGGGACAAGUGCAGAGUAGAGAAAACCAUUUGGGACACUGGAAAUUGGACGCUGUUGAGACAGCGGUCUUCUAGUCACAGAUAACAGCAAUUACAUUGCUACGUUGGGAACUGUAGAUAGUAAACAUUUCGAUAUUGUAAAUUAGGUGCAUCAUUUCUAACAGAUUGUGCUUUUGAGAUCUUAAUGAUUGUGUUUGUUGGUAUGACCGAUCGACACACAACCUCAAUGUGCCGUUCUGUAUGUAAAUUAACGAAUUAGAAUUUCAUGGUACUUAGAAGA